AUGGCCACCACAAACAACAUGAAAAGCACGGAGCGUAAUGUGGCAGACCACGUCGAAGCACUUCUAAACACAUUUGCUAACCAAUUGCCUACGUUGCAAGGGGAAAUAAAUUCAGUUGUUACCAUGCUGAAGCAGUCGAAUCUAAACAGCUUGAACUCGCUCAGCACGGGAACAUGUAACGUACCGUCCGACAUUGCGGCUGAACUACGACUAGCCGCAGAAGCAGCCGAAAGCAAGCAUUUUUUCGCCUGCACACAGAAACUCAACAACACAUCGCAUAUGUUGGAAACGCUAAUGAAAGAAGCGAAAUUUACCCGUCGGAAAAUCGACUCUCUCGCUAUGUCGAAUGUUUCAACUUCUACACCGGAACAGCGUCAAUCAUUACAUAUACAAUGUAUGUACAUGGAGCAGGCAGUUUGCUUACUGUGUGCUUUAAACCGAGCGCAUCACGAAGUGCAGCUCGCUGCCAAUGCACUAUACAUUCAUGGACUACAGGAUGUAACGGAAUCGUUACAUGGAGCGGAUCAUUUAAAGGAAUCCAUUGCACGUUUGGUAUCAAUCAUAUCAACGAAGCAUUUUAAAUCCUCACUCACCCCGAUUGGCCUACAAUAA
Molecule: messenger RNA, 612 nt
Organism: Anopheles maculipalpis
Lineage: Eukaryota; Metazoa; Arthropoda; Insecta; Diptera; Culicidae
Exons: 3
Coding region: 1-612 (203 amino acids)
Source: RefSeq, a predicted model, not a curated record